Molecule: messenger RNA, 1188 nt
Organism: Miscanthus lutarioriparius
Lineage: Eukaryota; Viridiplantae; Streptophyta; Magnoliopsida; Poales; Poaceae
Source: the annotation of a GenBank genome assembly
AUGGCACUCCCAACCCCGGUGGUAGCCGGCAUUGCGGCCGGCGCCGCAGCACUGCUGCUGGUCGCCGCCCUCGCCGUGGCGUGCUUGCUGGUGCUGGCUGCAGCGCAGUGGGGCCGGUGCGGCCGGACCUCGUCGGCGCCGGAGUUCCACGGCGCCAGGCAGUUCUCGCUGGAGGAGCUGGCGCACGCCACCCACAACUUCGCCGAGGCCAACCUGGUGGGCGCCGGCGGCUUCGGCCUGGUGUACAAGGGCCUGCUGCUCGACGGCACCGUCGUCGCCAUCAAGCGCCGCGCCGGCGCGCCGCGGCAGGACUUCGCCGACGAGAUUAGGAGGCUGUCAGAGAUCUGGCACCGCAACGUCGUGACGCUGAUCGGCUAUUGCCAAGAAGGGGGUCUACAGAUGCUGGUGUCCGAGUACCUGCCCAACGGCAGUAUCAGCGGCCACUUGUACGACACCGGCAAGGAGUCCAUGACAAGGCUGGAGUUCAAGCAGAGGCUGUCAAUUGCCAUUGGAGCAGCUAAAGGUCUGAAUCACCUGCACAGCCUAGCGCCGCCGUUGAUCCACAGGGACUUCAAGACGAGCAACGUCCUCGUCGACGAGAACUUCAUCACCAAGGUGUCCGACGCCGGGAUCGACAGGCUGCUGCGAGGGUUCGAUGGCGCCGCCGCUCCGGCGGCGAAGAGCGGUGUCUUCCAAGACCCAGAGGUACAUUCACUGGCGCAGCUUUCUGAAAGCAGCGACGUGUACAGCUUUGGGGUGUUCCUUCUGGAGCUGAUCAACCGGCAGGGAAGCAGCGGGGUUGGUUCCGCCGGAAUCCAAGGAUACUUUCGCUCAAUUGAUGGAGGCGCGUUUCAGCUCGAACGAGCUGGUCGACCCGAGGCUGGGAGGGAGCUUCACCUCGGAGGGCAUGGCGGAGGUGGUGGGCCUAGCGUUCCACUGCCUGAGCCCGUCGGCGAGGCGGCGGCCCAGGAUGCGGCUGGUGGCGGCGGAGCUGGACCGGAUCCUGGAGAAGGAGAUGACCCUCACCACCGUCAUGGGCGACGGCACCGCCAUCGUCACGCUCGGCAGCCAGCUCUUCACGUCCUGAUCGAUCGGGACCCGCUGGCAUCAUCAACCCAAGGAGCAAGCAUGGUCGCUGCCGCCCCUAACGCCGCCGACAUGGCCUUGCCGGAGACCCCAGGCCCGUAG